AACAAAAACAAAGUAGCCGGAUUUCAACUCAAAACAGUCGAAAUCGAGAUGGCGUGGCAGCGGUAGCGAUUAUAGGGGAACGCUGGGCAAAAUCGAACAAUCGCGCCUCAUUUGCGUUAAUUAUUCUCAGUGGUGUAAAAUCGAGUGACUUGGUUAUUGGACUUGCUAAACCCCACCCCCAUCACACCCUGCUUUCCACUCAGGGCUUUGCAGAUCGAGCGAUAAGGAAAAUGGGGCUGAAAUGACUUCAGCAUGACGGUGUUGAACCUGAAGCGGGUAUGUCCAAGGCCCAGCCCAAAGGGCUUUGCCUUGACUGCAAUAAUUGCAACCAUCUUGCUAUGCAUCUACUAUACAAGUUACACUUCGGAUGUUCAACGGUCAAAUCACUCGAUCAUUUCGGCAGAGCCUGUGGCUCUUCACGGAGCUGGACUGUUACCCACCGGCUUAAGUAAGCUGAUCUAUGAGAAAAAAGACUUUGAAAGUUGUCCCAAGCUGGUUACGACUGAGGCGGACAUUUCCACUCUGGAUGUGUUCAAGGACUUUGACUUUCAGCCUUCCUGGAUGAGGAGCAAAGAAUAUUGGGAUAAAACCUUUGAAGACCGCUACGAACGCGAGAAGAUGAAUCCAGAACGACCGCCUUUAAAGGUGAUCAUCGUCCCCCACUCGCACAACGAUCCAGGCUGGCUCAAAACAUUCGAGAGCUACUUCCACGUGUCCUCCAAGCAGAUCAUGAGCAACAUGGUGGCCAAGCUGCAAGAGCACAAGAACUUCACCUUCAUCUGGUCGGAGAUUUCCUUCCUGAACAGCUGGUGGGAAGAGGCGCACCCGAACAAGCAGCGCGUCUUAAAGGAGCUGGUGAACUCUGGAAGGCUGGAAAUCACCACGGGGGGCUGGGUAAUGACGGACGAAGCCAACGUCCAUCUCUUCGCCAUGGUGGAUCAGUUGAUUGAAGGUCAUCAAUGGGUGUGGACCAAUUUGGGCAUCAAGCCCAAAACAGGCUGGUCAGUGGAUCCGUUCGGGCAUGGCAGCACCGUGCCAUAUUUGCUGGGCGCGGCAGGUCUGCGCGGAACAGUCAUCCAAAGAAUCCACUAUGCGUGGAAGCAAUGGCUGGCAUUGAAGCAGCACGGGGACUUCCGAUGGGUGCCCAGCUGGACGCCUCAUGAUCCCUACGGAACCAUCCUGACCCACAACCAGCCCUUCGACAUCUACUCGAUCAAACACAGCUGCGGCCCGCAUCCCUACAUCUGCCUCAAUUUCGACUUCCGGAAAGUCCAAGGCGAGUACACGGAGUCCUCCCUCAAGGCCCAAACCAUCACCGAUAAGAACGUGAAGGAAAAGGCCGAGUUGCUAUUGGAGCAAUACGCGCGCACCGGGUCUCUGUUCCCCCACAACGUCGUUCUCAUCCCAUUGGGCGAUGACUUCCGGUACAACCUCAAAGAGGAGUUCGACCAACAGUACUCCAACUACAUGAAGCUGAUAACCCACAUCAACUCCCAUAAAAGCGAGUACAAGGCGGAGGUGGCCUUUGGCACCCCCCAUGACUACUUUGAGGCCAUCACCAAGCGGUUCGAUCAGUUCCCGUCCUUGAAGGGCGACUUCUUUGUUUACUCGGACAUCUUCUCCGAAGGCAGGCCCGCUUAUUGGUCUGGGUACUUUACCACGCGGCCUUUCUUGAAGAUUCUAGAUCGGGAGCUGGAGCACAGUCUAAGGUCUGCAGAAAUCCUCUACACUGUGGCGCUUAAUAAGGCCAAGCAGCAAAGCUUGGGGGUGCAUGGGAAGAUUCUGGAGAAGAACUUUGAGAAGCUCAUCAGAGCCAGGAGGAAUCUGGGGCUGUUCCAGCAUCACGACGCCAUUACCGGCACCAGCAAGGCCUUUGUCAUGAAGGACUACGGAAUCAAGCUCUUUGAGUCGUUGAGGGACACUGUCAAGGUGCAGGAAGCCUCCUUGCAAGCGCUGCUGUUCCCCAAAGUUCACAUUGCCAAGGGGCAGAAUCUGAUAUUGAGCGAUAUCGAAAGGGAGUCCUACGACAAGCUCCCCAACAAGAGCAACAUCCAAAUCGGCCCCGGUCAGAAACGGAGGGUGGUGCUCUUUAACUCCCUCGCCUACCCGCAGGAGCAUCUGGUCUCCUUCACUGUUAACACCACUAGCUUGAUGGUGACUGAUGAAAAUGGGGCACAGGUGGAUUUCCAACUCAACCCGAUCAUUGAGGAAAGUUUGGGGAAGCAUUGGAUCCAAGCGGGUGAGUUCGAGCUGGUUUUUAUAGCGAAGCUCGACGAGCUGAGCGCCACAAGCUACUACAUCGUCCACUCAGAGAAGAACCUUGCGAAUCUUGCCACGAUUUAUUGCAAAAACUGCAUGAAGAAGUCGCAGGUCAGCUCGAAUGGAAGCAAGCUGGAGGCUCCGUUUACCAUCAAAGAUAUCCCUCCAAGCGACAUUCAGCUGGAGAACCACAAAAUGAAAAUCCUAUUCAGCGGCUCUACGGGCUUCAUGAAAUCCAUAGUGCGCAAGCACAAGCCCAAAGUGAUGCAAUGUAAGAUCCAAUUCGCUGCCUACAGAAGCGCCCAGUUCCACUCAGGGGCUUACCUUUUCAUGCCCGAUCCCAAUGAGCGGGACUACGAGAAAGACGUGCUGGCCCAGUACAAAGAGCAAAUGUCCGUAAUCAUCAGCACCGGAUUAGUCUCCACUGAGCUGCUGACCAUCUACGGCCCUUUCCUAGUCCACAAAAUCUCCAUCUUCCUGGAUGAAGACUCGGCGCUUUCAAACGCCAUCAGCAUAGAGAACACCAUCGACUUUGAAAAUCCUCCAAAAAACCGCGAGACUGAGCUCUUCAUGAGGAUCAUUUCGGAUGUGCAGAACGGCGACGUUCCAGAGUUCUACUCGGAUCUCAAUGGCUUCAACAUGCAGAAGCGCGUCAAAGUGGAACGGGUGGGGGUUGAGGGCAACUACUUCCCGAUCACCUCAAUGGCUUACAUCCAGGAUGAGAGUGUGCGGCUGAGCCUGCUGACCAAUCACGCGCAAGGGGCGUCCGCAUGGCAACCGGGGUUUUUGGAGCUGAUGCUCGACCGGCGCACUCUAUACGACGACUCUAGAGGCAUGGGCGAGGGAUUGGUGGAUAACAAGCGAACAACCAGCCGCUAUUGGAUGCUGAUUGAGGAUGUUUCCAAGGCGCCAGUUGAGGCCCAGGCGCCUUUGAGGAGGUUUGCUGAUGAGGACACCUACGAAAAGGGUGAAGUAGUCCGCUCCUUCAACGUCCCGUCGGUUCCAUUCGAGGCUCCCAAGCAGGAGGCCUUCUCACGACCGUCCCUAUACGCAACUCAUCUGUCCAACGCUUUGAACUAUCCAGCGCAGUCGUUCAUCGUCGACCAAGAGCAGCAGGCGGCCGCACCCAGCAAGCUGAGGUUCCUCAAAAAGGCGCUGCCCUGCGACGUGCAUCUACUCAAUCUUCGCACGCAAGCGGACUUUGAGUACUCGCAGUUUCCCUCCACCAGUGCCCUGAUGGUGCUCCAUCGGCAGGGCUACGAUUGUACGGUUAGCGCCAACUACAGCUGCACAGUGCUGAGCUUUGAGGCCAGCAACUAUUUCGAUGCCGUUAAAGUGCAAGCAAUUGAAUUGAAAUCGCUGACUGGAUUGGACAGUAUUAAGCAAUUUAAUGAUCUCGGGGAUCUGUACAUUGAACCCAUGUCCCUUAAGACAUUGAACGUGACGUUCGGAUAGGCGCGAUGUGAUUUUCUAGGCGGAAUUGUUUGUAGAUAUUUUUUUAAAUCCUGUACAGACUUUACUAGGCGGAUGGCUACAGCUCUCUUAGCUCGAACACUCAACUAAACCAUCUCCUAGCGCGUACCAGUAACACUAAACUCUAGAUUAAGUAGAUCAAUGAUAUUUUAUGUUCUUGUGAUAUACUUGUGUCUGAAGAGGUGCAAGUCUCCUCCUUCUCUUCCUGGAGCUUUAAUUUUUCUUGUCGUGUUACGGACGUUAUGUGUAAUGUACCUAAGGGCCAGCUAGAUGUAAUUUUCGUUAACCUCUAUCUCAUACAGGGUGGUUAGGAACUAAGCACACAAAACUAAAGCUAAUUCUUAUAUAGUACAAUUAUUUGUUUAUUGUUGCAGACAGGCCCAGUCGCUUGAUGAUAUUAUGUAUGGUUUACAAAGGAAAUUAGAAACAUUCCCCGCUCUCUAACAGUUUUAUAUGUUAUUUGUUUUAUAUUAGAGUCUUAUGCAAGUCGGUAUUAUUGGACAGCCGAUCACGAAGCAGCUGCGUACUCAAUGAGUUAUUUUAAGCGGAAUUUUAGAUUUUAUAGAUUGAUUCAUACCUUGACGACUACUAGACAAAGAAUCAUUUUAUUAAAGUGCUGGUUUUUUAGUAAA
Molecule: messenger RNA, 4364 nt
Organism: Dendroctonus ponderosae (mountain pine beetle)
Lineage: Eukaryota; Metazoa; Arthropoda; Insecta; Coleoptera; Curculionidae
Gene: alpha-Man-IIb
Product: alpha-mannosidase 2
Exons: 7
Coding region: 253-3714 (1153 amino acids)
Biological process (GO): N-glycan processing; protein deglycosylation; mannose metabolic process
Cellular component (GO): Golgi membrane
Molecular function (GO): alpha-mannosidase activity; carbohydrate binding
Source: RefSeq, a predicted model, not a curated record